AUGGCGAUGCAGGAGGAUGCCAUGGAGCUCUUGGUCGAAGUACCAGAGGCUGCCGAAAUGCGGUCGAGAUGCACUGUGAUUAUAGAUUCGGAAUGGUUCGGAGCUUUGCUGAUUAGAUUGCCGCCCGUGAUUCAAAUCAACACCAUUGGCGGUUCCGAAGAGCGCGGGGCGCGCGGCGUGGCGCUGGGCGCGGUGGGCUACCGAGCCGUCAGACCUGAGAAAGCGAGCAUCAUGCAGACCAUCACCGACUGGGAGGAGAUUCCGGGCAUUGAUAAGGUCAUCGAACAGGCCAAGAGCUUGGAGUCGAAGGUGCAGCUGCGCAGCCUGAACGACCUCUUCUACGAGUCCCAGCCGGAGGAGCUGCCAUGGAUCCGCACCGAGUGCGUCAUCGACGUGGUGCAGGGCGCGGCCUAUUUGGGCCAGGCGGUGGUCUUCCUCUACAAGGCCAUCGACUAUGACGGCUUGAAGUGCCCCAACAAUUCGCCCGUCGGAUGUGCUGCCAGUGUGGCGGGCUUCAUCACCUCCAUCAGUUGGAUCGCCUCGUACCUCUCCUUCGCGGCCAACGCCUGUGGCGCUGCGGUCAACUCGGGCGCCCUGUGCGCGGGAGACUGGACGGCCCUGAUGGCGAACUUUGGGGAGAUGGCGACCGUGGGUGCCGCUGUGAAGGAGGACUGCGACUUCAACAAGGACUGGAUUGCCCUGCUGCACGUGACCGACGCCAACCCCCUGCCGCCCAACUGGCAAGCCUUCGUCCCCGCCGGUGCCGCGCCCACCGUGGAGACCAUCGCCAAGGUCGAUGCGCUCCGCACGUCCAAGCGCAACCGCAACUUCGACCUCACCCAGUGCGUCAUGGCCGACGUGACCAACGCGGCCGCCUACAUUGUCCGUGUGAUCCUGCAGAUCCGCUCGGCGGCCAGCGCUUGCCCAGAGCCGAGGGCCUGCGCCAUCAACAUCUUGAACAUUAUCAGCUCCUUUGCUUGGAUCUCCCAGUUCACGGCUUUGGCCGUGUCGGAUUGCUGGACGAAGGGCAGUCAGAAGGCCCUGUGCGCUGCCGACAUCUCUGACAUGGUGGCAGCCGUGACCAACGGUCCCGCGGCUGGCAUUGCUACCACCUCGGAUUGCGCUGACCUCCCAGAUCCGCUGGAGGAGGAGAAGCACCUGCCCAUGGACUAA
Durusdinium trenchii is the source of this 1173-nucleotide messenger RNA. The record is from the annotation of a GenBank genome assembly. NCBI's taxonomy places the organism in Eukaryota, Dinophyceae, Suessiales, Symbiodiniaceae.